AUGACGGAUACCAAAGAUAUCAAAUCAGAAACUCCAUGGUGGAAAGCAUUUCCAGAAGCAAGAGCAAAAUGUCCGGAAAUCACAGCAGAUGAUGUGAUGAAGUUGUUGGAUGAUAUGGAUAUUACAUCUGAGCCGAGAAGUUUCUUGUUAGUGGAUGUUAGGAGGGAUGAUUGGGUGGGCGGAACGAUCAAAACCUCACUUAAUCUUCCCGCGCAAAGUUUUUAUCAAACGCGGAAGACGCUCUUUGAACUUUGCAAUAGGGCGGGAAUGACGAAGCUUAUUUUUUAUUGUGGUAGAGGCCCAAGAUGUGCUGGUUGGAUGCAGGAUUAUAUUGAUGAUGUAGCGAAGUUUGGGAAGAAGAGUAAUAUUCAGGUUCUUGUCUUGAAAGGUGGAAUUAAGCGUUGGGUGAAGGAGUUUGAGGGAAUGUUUAUGGAUGGGUUUGAGGGGGGGAAGUGGGAGGAGGUUAAGUAA
This is a messenger RNA of Sclerotinia sclerotiorum 1980 UF-70, 471 nucleotides long. RefSeq lists its product with no specific name. The record is from RefSeq and is a predicted model, not a curated record. The transcript is spliced from 3 exons. NCBI's taxonomy places the organism in Eukaryota, Fungi, Ascomycota, Leotiomycetes, Helotiales, Sclerotiniaceae. Gene Ontology annotation, molecular function: protein tyrosine phosphatase activity. The coding region runs from base 1 to 471 and encodes 156 amino acids. Gene Ontology annotation, cellular component: nucleus; cytoplasm.